AUUGGCUGAUUCGUAAAAGCAGUUCUAACGGCACCAACAUUCAAACGUAUUCGCGUCCGAUUGUUUGUGGCAGGAAGGUGCGAGCGUUUGCUGAUUUAACAUUUUUACUGCAUUUGACCAGCCUUUUAGGUUGUGGUAGGAGGCAUUGGUUUGAAGCAAGUUUCCUGUGUGAAUAUGGAAGGGGACUCUGCUGAUGCAUACACCUGGGAUGCCCCUUCUCAUGUCAUAGAGUCAAUAGAUGAUUUUGCCCUGGACCCUCAGGAUAAUGCUGACCGGUGGUUUGAGUUGAAGGCAGCUCCUAGAAGUGGCAUUAUGGAACAGCUCACCACCCCUUUACGGGCCACAAAGCCAUUUGAUGAAGUCCACAACACCAACAGACUCAAAGCUGUGGUGUCUCCCAUGAUCAAACAAGAUGAGACAACAAGUACAGAUGUCAAAGAAAGCACCUCUACAGGGGUCCCAUCUAACAUAGUCACAUCAUGGGGGAACGGCAAAACUACAGCAGCUCCUGGUCCGGGUCAGACAUCGGUUCCUGCUCAACCACGCAGAGUGUCCAAACGGCCUGUGCCUAGAAACGAAAAGCCUGCAACACCCCCUCAUGUAAAGAAAAGAAGAGUUGUACCUGCUGCCACAAUAAGGAGAGUUUUUGAUCAGCGGCGAAGAAGCUCAACGUCCAGAACUGUGCGACGCAGUGGUGCUGGUGUGAGGAGCAGUGUCCGGCUGAGAACCAAGCCAGCAAUUUCCUCCAAGACCACAGAUACUGCCUCUGCCUCCUACACUACACAACAGAAAAGCACAGAACAGCAAGAGCUGGAACGCAUUGAGGCAUUGCAGAAAGAGGUGGCAGAACAGCGUCGGAAGAACGAAGCCAGCUACAGAGCUGCACUGGCAGGCAGUCAGCCUCCUAAGAAGCAUGUGCUGUCCACCACCAUUCCCAAAGAGUUCCAUUUCUGCUCUGAUAGCAGGCUGAAGAACCACAUGGAUGUAGGCUCUGCAGAAGACAACUCGUACAAGGAGGUGAACUUCACCUCACAGCUCCGCAAGCACCCAUCUUCCCCUUUGAAGGCUCCAAAGGGAACAACGAUUCCCAAACCCUUCAACCUCUCCAGAGGCAAGAGGAAGCUUGAUGAGGCAGGAGCCUAUGUGCCGAUGGCCCAGCAGAUUGAGCAGUUUCAGAAACGCACUCCCAGCCGCUAUCACCUGCGCAGUCGGCAGAGCCAGGAAAGAGGACCAUCACCAGUGAAGGCUGAGAAGCCAAAAAUCACACACCCCAAAACGCCACAGCUACUGACUCGCCAGAGACAUCGUCCCACGAUGGUGAAAAGCACUGCAGAAAUUGAGGCUGAGGAAGCAGAAAAAAUGCAGCAGUUUAAGUUCAAAGCUCUAGAACUCAACAGAAAGAUUCUAGAAGGGGCUUUGGUUCCUAAAAAGCCGGAAAGUAAAGAAGUUACCAAGCCUGAGGGCUUCCAGCUGGAGAUUGAGAAGCGACUUCAGGAGCGGCAGGCCAGUAAGAAGCCUGAGGAAAAAGAGGACCACACAUUCCAUCCCAGACCGCUACCAACUCGAAUUCUGGAGGAAGUUGUGGGUGUCCCAGAGAAGAAAGUUCUAAAUCCAACUGUUCCAGAAUCACCUGCAUUUGCUCUUAAAAACCGUGUGCGAAUUGAAAAGAAAAAAGAAGAGGAGAAGCCUCCUGCUCCAAUUAAGGCACAUGCUGUGCCCCACUUCCUGCCCUUCCAACCCAAACUGCCAGUCAAGAGCCAGGUAGAAAUGUGCCCUUUCUCAUUUGAGGAACGCGAGCGUGAACGAAGGGUCAUGAAGGAGAAGAAGCUGGAGGAAAUGAGAAAUGAAGAGGUACCCAAGUUUAAGGCCCAACCCCUUCCUGACUUCCAUGAAGUGCACCUCCCUGAGAAAAAGGUAUUAGAGCCCACCAAACCUGCUCCUUUCAAGCUGAUGAUUGAUGAACGAGGAGCGUCAAAGGGUGAACGCUGGGAACAGAUGAUGAAAGAGGAGUUGAAACGACAGGCUGAAGCCGCAUGUUUUAAGGCACGGCCAAACAAUGUAAUGCACAAAGAACCAUUUGUACCAAAAAAAGAGAAUCGCUCCAUCUUGGCCAAUACUACUAAUUCUGCAGUUCCAGAGGGCUUCCAGUUGGCCACAGAACGGAGAGCCAAGGAACGAAUGGAGUUCGAGAAGGAGUUGAGUGAGAAGGAGGCAAUGAAGGCUCGUAUGGAAGAGGAGCGGGCCAGAGAACGAGAGGAGCAGGAAAAGGAGGAGACUGCAAGGCUACGGCAGGAACAGGUGCGCAAGGCCCAGCCAAUCAGACGCUACAAGCCAAUGGAGUUGAAAAAGAGUGACGUGUCUCUCACAGUGCCCCAAUCUCCAAACUUUUCCGAUCGCUUCCGCAUGUGAAUGCAUAACGCAUCGUUACAUUGACUUAAUUUUACAUGGUUCUCUUAAUGUGUUUUGCUCUUUCUUGUUUUAUAUUUUUCUGUGAUGUCUGAAAAUUUAGAUUAGUUUUAUCUGUCUGUGGCUGAUGCAUAAGGACCUAUUGUGGUCAAGUAAAAAAAUUUAUAGUUGGGUGUGAUGACUGACUCAGCUAAAUUUGUUCAAACUCAUGUGUAUAUGAAAACUUUUUAUAGUUUUUUUUUUUUUUAAUACUGUUCCAUUUCUCGCAAUAAAGAGACUUUUAGUAUAAA
Messenger RNA from Carassius carassius (crucian carp), 2696 nucleotides. RefSeq names its product targeting protein for Xklp2-like. Bases 175 to 2409 code for a protein of 744 amino acids. The record is from RefSeq and is a predicted model, not a curated record. The transcript has 18 exons. Gene Ontology annotation, cellular component: microtubule; spindle. Gene Ontology annotation, biological process: regulation of mitotic spindle organization; activation of protein kinase activity. NCBI's taxonomy places the organism in Eukaryota, Metazoa, Chordata, Actinopteri, Cypriniformes, Cyprinidae.